Scheffersomyces coipomensis is the source of this 1371-nucleotide messenger RNA. RefSeq lists its product as uncharacterized. The record is from RefSeq and is a predicted model, not a curated record. The transcript has a single exon. The coding region runs from base 1 to 1371 and encodes 456 amino acids. Lineage: Eukaryota; Fungi; Ascomycota; Pichiomycetes; Serinales; Debaryomycetaceae.
AUGACUGAUAUUUUUGAAAAGUCAAUUGAGAGUUCACUUAAACAUAUAUGGAAAUUGUUGGAACAACAAAAGUUACAAUAUGAUCUCUUUAACCAACCAAAUGAAGAAAGGCGAAUGGUAUACCAAGUGUUUAGAGCAACAUCAACCGAAGACCUUCACCUUAUUAAACUAGAUAAUACAUUUUCAAUUCAUUGGACGAAAACCGUUGCUAAUUUUCAUGUUCUUAAAAAUGUUGGAUGCUUGAAUGUAUAUAGAGCCGAUCCAAGCUUUGUAACAAAUAAUAGAAAACUCAUGCUGUUGACUUGGAGCAAGUUAGAAUCUUAUCUCUUUGAAUGUAUUGAAUUCUCUGAAGAUUCGUUUUAUAAAAAUACAACCAAACAAGAAUUAUAUCAAGUUUCUCAAAAUAUACUCAAUUUAGCCAUAUUCUUUCUGCUUCCUUCACCUCCUUAUCAUUCAUAUCCUCAACCAUUGCCUAAGCCCAUCAAAAAGGGAAAGGGAAAAGGAAAGGGAACGGAAAAUAUUAGUCCUGAACCACUUCCUUUAUCUUAUGAAGAAUUAUGUGAUUCCGUGACUGACUCUUCUGAAGAUGUAUUUUUUACAGGGUUAGAUCACUCUGACUUUAAAUUUAAACCUAUUUUUAAAAUUUUUAAUGAAGAAGAAGAAAUCGAAAAUUUAGUUCGUGCUUUUGAAGUUAAACUUUCUGAUUUAAUUAACGUAUCUAUUCCUAGACCCACUUCAAAUCAUUACGAAGGACACAACAAGCGUAGAAAUACGAUUUUGCAAGAUUUAAGUGCAGGCCAUGAAUCAUGGUAUUUCUAUCCAAUGCUUGGUUUACUUCGAAGUAAAUUUCCUGAUCUUGAUUUUAGACAUGGUCUUAGAAUUCAAGAAGGUGACUAUUGUAUACAACCAGAUUUAUGUUUUGUUCAUAAGGUCUAUGAACAAAUUCAUUAUAUUCCUAUUUUAGUUAAACCAACUAUUAAUUUAGAAACUCUUCGUAAUUAUUAUUAUAAAGAUUCAUAUUCCAAUGAAUCCAAAGAGUAUGUUGCUUUAGUGAAUGAAUUAAUAGUUUUAAUUCUUAAAAGUGGAUCAUCCAUGGGAAUUCUCAUGAAUGAUUGUUCAGCUUUGACAGUCCACAUUGAUUUAUCAAAUGGAGUAAAAUGUAACUAUAGAAUAGAUUGUGAGAAUUUUGUCACUUAUAUUAAUGUAAGCUGCUUAUUUUUAGAAAAUAAGCGAGGUCAUCUUAAUAUUCAAACAGUCUUGGUAAGCUAUAUUUAUCAAUAUCUCAAGUCUAUUAAUAGAUCGCAAAAGGCAAAAUCAUUGAGAGUAUUAGCUGACUUGGAAAUUUCCAUAAUGGUUGAUGAUCUUGACUGA